AUGGACUCUUUGCAAUCCCUUUUUUGGACGAUGGUUCUCAUCUUCGCUUGCCUCUACGCGGUGGCGGUAGUGCUCACUCAGUUGGUCUCGGACCACAAGAUAGCCAUUGGAAGAGAAGGCAUGGAAGCUGAACAUGAAGAGCCUUUGUUGGAGUUCUUCGGAUCAUUGGACACGACGAUGAUCUCUCUCUACAUGGUGAUUUCAGAGGGCAUUCACUGGCGAGAAUUGAUGGACCCCUUGGUGGAGAACAUGGGCGGCUGGGUUCGCAUCGUCUUCGUGACUUUCACAGGAUUCGAGCUCUUUGCCAUGAUGAAUAUCAUCACCGCCUGUUUCGUGGAUAGUGCCAUGAUGAUCGCCGCGAAUGCCGAGAAGCAGGAAUGCCUGGAAUCCUUGUGGGGCCUCUUAGAUGCUGAUGCCAACUACGAUGCUCGAACACAAAAGAAGAUCGUCACCAAGGAGCAGUUCAUUGGAAGCUACGGGGAGCCUAGUAUGACAAAGUUUUUGGAUCUCAUCAAUGCCCACACAGAGGACCCAAAGCAGGUCUUUGCCAUGAUUGAUCGUGAUGGUGACGGCGCGCUGACGGCGCCGGAGUUCCUGAUUUGUUGCGAGCGCCUGAUGGGGCCGUCCAAGGCAAGCAUGCUGGUCAAGAUCGCAAAUGAACAGCGCAUCAAAAUGGAGCAGCAGGAGCGGCAGUUGCAGAAGGUGGGCAAUGAGAUCAAGGUGAAGCAGGAUGAAAUGCUCACGAUCAUCAAGACGCUCGACCAGCAUGACGAGCGCAGUUCCCCCAUCAAUCUCUUGGGUGCCAAGAUUGAUUUUGCAGCGUUCAAACUUCAAACCUGCUGUGGCACUGGUCUGGCACCCAGGAACAGCAUCCAGCUCGCCAAAACGGGAGGCUUUGUGGUGUGUGCCGAAGUGCUCUUGCCGCGUCUCAAGCAGGCUCGCCACAAUGCCCACAUCUAUCGCUGUGAAACACACUUGGACUUCUUGCAAGCCGAUGUUAAGAACGGCUUCUCAUUGGCCAACAGGCCCAGUGGAAGUGAGGUGACUCAAUGCCCUGGGCCUGGUGUGAAGAUGGUCACCGAGGGCUUGGAUGGACGCCAGCUCGUGCGCUCGGCCAUGCACUUGGCGCCACAGGUGGCGCUCUAUCUCCCGCGAGUCACAGCUGUUGAGGAGCCGCCACCACGGUAUCGCCAUCCGCCACCGCCAUUCAUGGCGGAUGUGGACACCGAUGUGGACCGGACGUGGUACACGGAAAAGGUGACGCGCUUCCACCCAGAGAGAGGAUGGGGUUUUAUCGAGCUGAAUGGUAUGGACAUCAUGGUGCAUGUGAAUGACUGCAAGCCAGAAGACGUUGUCAUCGGCGGCACUGAUGAGAGGUGUUGCAACACCAAGGGCAAAGGCCAGGCGACACCCAUCGAAGGUGCUGGACAACACACGGGUAUUGUCAGCCUUCAACGCUAA
Molecule: messenger RNA, 1461 nt
Organism: Durusdinium trenchii
Lineage: Eukaryota; Dinophyceae; Suessiales; Symbiodiniaceae
Source: the annotation of a GenBank genome assembly